ACGCCGGCCCAUCCGGGUUCACCAAAUUGCGGAGCCGGCCCAGUCAAUCUCUCAUUUUCUCUUGCCAAAAUCCUGAGAUCUCGGCAGAUUGCCUGCCGCGUGCCGGGCCGACGCUGCCGACCAUCUCCAUCAGAGCCUCUUUUAUUACGGAAUAAUAAUUCUUCUUUUACACCUUCCUCUUUUCUUCCCUCUCCCAGCGUUUCCUCCUCCUGUCUCAACUCUGAACCCCCGUAAUAAACAAUCCCAAGCUCCCGAUCCCAUAGAGCUUUAUUCCUUCUCCUUUAACACCCCGGAAAACAAAAACAAAGUCCGGCUUACCAGGCGAGAGCUCGGGGGAGGAGCAGGGAGGAUGAUGCCGGGGCCGGGGGCGGUGAAGGCGGGGAGCCGGCCGCCGUGGCUGGGGCUGGGGGCGGCGGUGUGGGUGCAGGUGGCUGGGGGAGCCAGCUCCACCUUCGCGCUCUACUCGCACGCGCUCAAGGUCGCGCUCGGGGUCGACCAGCGCCGCCUCGCGCUGCUGGCCGUCGCCUGCGACGUCGGGGAGAACCUCGGCCUGCUCCCCGGCGUGCUCUGCAACCGCCUCCACCCGGCGCUGCUCCUGCUCGUGGGCGCCGCUGCCUGCGUCCUCGGCUACGGCGCCACCUGGCUCGCCGUCUCCGGCGUCGCGCCCGCGCUGCCCUACUGGCUGGUAUGGUUGGCAUUGUGCCUUGCUGCAAACAGUGGCGCAUGGAUGGGGACUGCCGUUUUAGUUACCAACAUGAGGAACUUCCCACUCAGCAGAGGUGCUGUUGCCGGCAUCCUUAAAGGCUAUGCUGGUCUCAGUGCUGCUGUCUACACUGAAAUAUUCACCGGCGUACUUCACGAUUCAGCUGCAAACUUUUUACUCCUUCUCACUCUGGGAGUUCCUGUUGUGUGCUUUCUGACAAUGUACUUUGUGAGGCCUUGUGAACCCUCUUUGGUUGCAAAUUCUUCAGAGCAAGCUCACUUUCUGUUCACACAAAUCGGGAGUGUCCUUCUUGGGGUUUAUCUUGUUGGGGCGACAAUAUUGGAUCAUGUCGUAACCCUUACUGAUGCUUUGAACUAUUCUCUGCUGGUUAUUAUGAUCCUUCUACUUUUCGCGCCAGUUGCGAUACCCUUGAAAAUGACAUUGUUUCCAGCUAACCAAAGAAAAGGCCCGUUGGACUUACCGGAGUGCUCUUCUGCCACUGAUAAUGAUCAAACCGAGCCAUUUCUUCUGCCUUCAUCCUCUGGACCAAAUCUUACUAAUCUGGAAGAUGAUGAUGCCACAGAUAUCGACAUUCUCUUAGCGGAGGGUGAAGGGGCUGUAAAGCAGACGAGAAGAAGACCAAAAAGGGGAGAGGACUUCAGAUUUCGGGAAGUACUGCUAAAGGCAGAUUUUUGGCUUCUCUUUGCAGUAUAUUUUAUUGGGGUUGGUUCUGGAGUCACCGUUCUUAACAAUCUAGCACAAGUUGGAAUUGCAGCAGGUGCUUUGGACACAACUAUAUCACUGUCUUUGUUCAGUUUCUGCAACUUUUUUGGCCGUUUAGGAGGUGGUGCUGCUUCUGAGUAUCUUGUCAGGUCAUGGACAGUUCCACGGACAGCAUUGAUUGUAUUGACCCAAGUUGUGAUGAUAUUUACAUACCUGCUAUUUGCGUUGGGUCUCCCUGCUACCCUUCAUGUCUCUGUUGCCCUACUUGGCAUAUGCUAUGGUAUCCAGUUCUCUGUGAUGGUGUCUGCUUCAUCGGAACUGUUUGGGUUGAAGCACUUCGGGAAGAUCUAUAACUUCAUCGCAUUGGGGAAUCCACUCGGCGCACUCCUGUUCAAUAGUCUUGCAGGAUAUGUCUAUGAUCUCGAAGUGGAGAAACAGCAUGCCGGAACAACAGACUUCGAUAUCGCUUGCCAUGGUCCCAAUUGCUUCAGGCUUACAUUUUGUGUUCUCUCUGGCAUGGCCUGCUUGGGUACACUUCUGAGCAUAGUUUUGACCGUUAGAAUUCGACCGGUAUAUCAAAUGCUCUAUGCCGGCGGAUCCUUCAGCCAGCCCAGGAGCUCUGGGCAUUGAAAUAUGAGCACAGUCCUCCGUUUUAGUGCUCUGGCAUUGCCAUUCUGGAUCCGGGUUUUUGCCUUGUUCAGUCUUGCCCUCUAGACUAUAGAGUGAGGAAUGAGCUAUGAUUUAUUUUUCUAGUCGCUGAUUAGUACUUAAAUGCGAUGAACCGCUGACGGCAUGAAUCAGAGGAUAUAAUAACUGCAUUGAUACGCCUGUAGAUAUAUGUAGCAGUCUGUAUUAUUCUUAUGCACCCAAGAUCUUGUGUUUUGAUUUUCAUGUUUUGAGAAACUAGCAAAUAGGCUCUCUGGAUGCCACUGCACACCUUGCGGUUUUGUAUAAUAAUAAGAUUGGAUAUCUCAUUGUUAUGAAGAACAUAGUCCAUA
This is a messenger RNA of Brachypodium distachyon (stiff brome), 2424 nucleotides long. Its product is annotated as protein NUCLEAR FUSION DEFECTIVE 4. NCBI's taxonomy places the organism in Eukaryota, Viridiplantae, Streptophyta, Magnoliopsida, Poales, Poaceae. The coding region runs from base 350 to 2056 and encodes 568 amino acids. The transcript has 3 exons. The record is from RefSeq and is a predicted model, not a curated record. Gene Ontology annotation, cellular component: membrane.